GCCGCCCAGAGCUCGCCAUUGGGCCUCACUCCUGGGGUCCCGCGCGCCGACCAUGCUGAUUGGCCGCUGGGGCUUCAUUCACAGCCCCCCUACCUUCCGCGUAAACGCUCACGCCCCGGGGGCGCGGCCGCCACGUGGGGAGUGGCGCGGGGGUGGCACUGGGACCGCACCCCCCUCUCGUCCUGGCUGCGUGGGCCCCACUUUCCCCCGGCGCUGGAGACUCCGAGCCCGGCGGGUCCCACGCUCCAAGCGAGCAAAAUUCCCGCCGGUCACCCGCCCGGGUGGCCAGAGGCGGUGGCGGGGAUGGCGGGCUCCGGGAGGCGCUCGGGUUCCGAGAAGCAGCUCAGCCCCGCGCUCCUCCUUCCGCCGUGCCGCUGCCGGCGGGCCGGGAUUCCCGCGGGUCUCGGCGGCUGCGAGCGGCAGGCGGCGCGGGUCCCCGGCUCGGUUGCGGCGCGGCUGCUCACCUCGCCCGCCUCGCCUCCCGCGACUUCCAGCGGGCACGGAGCUCUCCUCUGCGCUCCUCCCCGGCCCGUCUCGUUUUUCCUCUUCACCCUCUAGACCACCUAGCGCAACUCCGUCGACCUCCGCCGCCCUGAGAGAGCGUCGGGCGCGGGCAGAGUCGGACCGGCCCCGACUUCACGCCUCUCACGGGCUCUCCUUCUCCCGGGCGCCGCGGCCCAGGAAAAGGUACGGAGAAGAGGAAAUAGAAAAGUUGCUCAAAAUGCAGAGGCCAAGGGAGGAGUCUGGUGCUUCAGUCUUUGGUGAAUAAAGAAACCUGGUAAAGAAGGUUUUCUGGAUGGGACAAAGGAAAAGGAAGAUCUUGUUCUGAUGGGCUAUGCUAACCUGGAAAUCAUGACUCCGUCUGUUUUGCCAUCCACCCAUCCAUCUAUCCAUCCAUCCACCUAUCCAUCCAUCCACCUCUGCCCCAUCCAUCCAUCCAUCCAUCACCCAUCCAUUCAGCCACCCACUUUAUCCAUCCAUCCAUCCAUCCACUGACUGAAUGCCUAACACAGCCACUAGUUCAAUUAUGCUUACAGAGUGCGUAUGUUGGCGAGCUGGUCAGUGUUUAUACUUUUGUGACCCUUCUGUUUAUGUAUUUCCUCUCCCUACCUGGUUCUUAGAGAAGUUCCUUGAGAACUCGGGGCCCGAGUCCCCCUAUAGAGACAAGAGGAAGGGCUCUGUCUUGGCUGUGGGGU
This is a messenger RNA of Physeter macrocephalus (sperm whale), 1196 nucleotides long. Its product is annotated as putative HTLV-1-related endogenous sequence. The transcript is spliced from 2 exons. NCBI's taxonomy places the organism in Eukaryota, Metazoa, Chordata, Mammalia, Artiodactyla, Physeteridae. The record is from RefSeq and is a predicted model, not a curated record. Bases 53 to 769 code for a protein of 238 amino acids.